Messenger RNA from Vicia villosa (hairy vetch), 2673 nucleotides. RefSeq lists its product as uncharacterized. The record is from RefSeq and is a predicted model, not a curated record. The transcript has 3 exons. Lineage: Eukaryota; Viridiplantae; Streptophyta; Magnoliopsida; Fabales; Fabaceae. Bases 1 to 2673 code for a protein of 890 amino acids.
AUGGAUCAUCUAAUUUGUGAAGGGAUUUGUCAAAACUAUACACAAUGGAUAUGGCACGGUGAAGUGGUAGAAAAUUCAAAUGUGUCCCAAAGAGAUAAUGUUAGUGUAGAAAUGGAUGAUCGUCUGGAAGACAUGAUGUGUGAUAUUGGACAAGAUUCGUUUAAGAGGGCACAUGCGUAUGAUAGUUUAUGCAAUGACAAGGAUACACCUUUGUACUCGGGAUGCACAAAUUUUACUCGUUUGUCAGUCGUGUUAAAAUUGUUUAAUCUGAAGGCAAUUAACGGGUGGACUGACAAAAGUUUUACCGAAUUUCUUGAAUUGUUGACACAAAUGCUUCCAGAAGGUAACGUACUGCCAAGUCGUUAUUACGAGGCAAAGAAAAUACUGUGUCUGAUGGGUUUGGAGUAUGAAGCGAUACAUGCAUGUCCUAAUGAUUGCAUAUUAUACAGAAAAGAGUAUGUAAACUAUAACCAUUGUUCGAAGUGCAAGGCGUCACGCUACAAAAAGAGACAUGGUGAAUCUAGUGAUGAUGAUGAGGUCAAAAAGGGUCCUCCCGCGAAAGUUGUAUGGUACCUACCAAUAGUUUCAAGGUUCAAGAGAUUAUUCGCUAAUGCAAACGAUGCAAAGAAUCUUAGAUGGCAUGCAGAAGAAAGAAAAUGUGAUGGACAAAUUCGCCAUGUAACUGAUUCUUUGCAACGGAAGAAAAUAGAUUCUUUGUUUCCAAAUUUUGGCAAAGAGUCGAGAAACCUUAGACUUGGAAUUUCUACUGAUGGAAUGAAUCCGUUUGGUAAUAUAAAUACUAACCAUAUUUCUUGGCCUGUUCUUCUGAUGAUUUACAACCUAUCUCCUAGGUUGUGCAUGAAGCGUAAAUAUGUGAUGUUAUCCAUGAUGAUUUCGGGCCUAAAACAACCAGGAAAUGACAUAGAUGUUUAUCUAAGUCCACUGAUCGAUGAUUUAAAAGUGUUGUGGGAGGAAGGGGUGGAUGUUUUCGAUGCGCAUUCUGGUGAACAGUUCAAUAUGCGUGCCAUGUUGUUUUGCACCAUCAACGAUUUUCCGGCAUAUGGCAAUUUGUCUGGGUAUAAAGUUAAAGGGCAUAAAGCGUGUCCUAUAUGUGAAAAAGACACAUGUUACCAUCAGCUUGAAAAAGGAAAGAAGACUGUUUAUCUCGGGCAUCGAAAAUUUCUAAAUCGUUAUCAUCCAUAUCGUAGAUUGCGGAAAGUUUUCAAUGGGGAACAAGAGUAUGGUGUUGCUCCAAAGCCCUUAACUGGAGAGGAAGUUUAUCAACGACAACAGGGCAUUACUGCUGUUUUUGGAAAGUACCAAAAGCGGCCUAUUGUGAAAAAUAUAUGGAAAAAGAGGUCUGUUUUCUUCGAUCUUCCAUAUUGGUCCAGUCUUGAGGUAAGACACUGUAUUGAUGUGAUGCACAUGGAGAAAAAUGUAUGUGAUAGUGUAAUCGGAACACUUCUCAACAUUCAAGGCAAGACAAAGUAUGGUAUUAAUGCUCGUCUAGAUUUGGGCUUGAUGGGUAUACGAGAAGAGCUAACUCCACAAUAUAUAGGUAACAAGACGUAUUUGCCUCCUGCCUGCUACAAUUUGUCGAAAAAAGAGAAAUUAAGUUUUUUAAGGGAGAUUAGAUUAUGUGGUCCAAUAUUUUUACGGUGGAUGUAUCCAAUAGAGCGAUACAUGAAGAUCCUAAAAGGGUAUACCAAGAACCCACACCGUCCGGAAGCAUCGAUUAUUGAGAGGUACAUUGCAGAAGAAGCUAUUGAGUUUUGUUCUAACUAUUUGUCGGAAGUGAAUACUGUAGGGGUUCCCAAGUCUCGUCAUGAUGGAAGAUGUGAGGGUGUGGGUACACAAGGUUUAAAGAUCAAGAGCUUAAGUAUUGAUGUGGUUGUUCAAGCGCAUUUGUAUAUAUUGAAUAACACAGAUGAAGUUCAACCUUACUUAUCUGUUCACAAAAGCAUCAUAAAGAAAAAGUACCCCAAGAUGAGUGAAAGAGGGUUGUUAAAAGAGCAUAAUAAGAGUUUCUCUGAGUGGUUUAAAGAAAAAAUUGCUGGUGAUGAUAGUGCUUCAAAAACAAUUAAGUGGUUGUCCUAUGAGCCUAAAUGCAACAUAAUAACUUGGAGUGGAUAUGAUAUUAAUAAAACUUCCUUUUAUACAAAGGCAAAGGAUGACCGUAGUACCACGCAAAAUAGCGGGGUUAUGAUUGUGGCCGAGUCCAUGCACUUCUCUAGUGCUAAAGAUAAAAACCCGGUUAUGGCAUCUACACCCUACUUUGGGGUGAUUGAAGAGAUUUGGGAAGUUGAUUAUGUUGGGUUUAAAGUUCCUGUAUUUAAAUGCAAAUGGGUUGAUAUUGAUAUCAAUAGUGGUGUAAGAAUUGGAGAAUUUGGAGUUACAUUGGUUGAUCUUAGCAAGUUAGCUUAUGCGGACGAACCUUUCAUCAUGGCAUCUCAAGCAAAACAAGUUUUUUAUGUCACAGAUCCUUGUAAUAAAAGGUGGUCAGUUGUUCUACAAGGAAAGGUGCAUGAUAGUGAUGAAAAUCAAGAUGCGAAUCUUGAUAUUUCCGAAACUCCUCCUUUCUUAACAAAUGUGCCUACCUUCAUUGAAGAAGAUGUAGAGGAUGAUGUGCAUGCUAUUCGCAUAGAUCAUGAAGAAGGGAUAUGGGAGAACUAG